Messenger RNA from Hibiscus syriacus, 1712 nucleotides. RefSeq lists its product as uncharacterized. Lineage: Eukaryota; Viridiplantae; Streptophyta; Magnoliopsida; Malvales; Malvaceae. The transcript is spliced from 6 exons. The coding region runs from base 1 to 1404 and encodes 467 amino acids. The record is from RefSeq and is a predicted model, not a curated record. Gene Ontology annotation, biological process: protein transport.
AUGUCAAUUUGCAGGGUUGACGUCCCUUCCGGGAAAUUGUUGGCUCAACUAACCGCGUUUAAGCCUUCCUUUUUCUUCAUUUGGUUUUCCCAUCUGUGGUCAUAUGGGAAGAAGCUCGACGCCUUGCUCGGAAGAGGCUUCAAGCCCUCCAAGUUCAAGUCAGUUAUCAGUGUGGCCAUUUCCCGUCUCUCCGUUUUCAAGAACCAGCGCGAGGCUCGACGCAACGUCGCUCGUUCCGACGUCGUGCAGCUCCUUCAACAAGGCCACCACGACCGUGCUCUUCUCAGAGUUGAGCAGGUGGUGAAGGAACAAAAUAUGUUGUAUGUGUUUGGUAUCCUGGAAGGGUAUUGUAAUCUCCUGAUUGAAAGAGUCCAUCUCAUUGAGCAAGAGAAGGAUUGUCCUGGUGAGCUCAAGGAGGCAAUCUCCGGCUUGCUCUUUGCAUCUUCGAGGUGUGGUGAUUUCCCCGAGCUUCAAGAGAUUCGGGCGAUCUUCGUGUCUCGCUACGGUAAAGAAUUCGCUGCUCGUGCCAUCGAGCUGCGCAACAAUUGUGGAGUGAACACUAUGAUUAUACAGAAACUCUCAACCAGACAACCGGACUUGCAGAGCAGAAGGGAUCUGCUCAACGAGAUUGCGGCCGAGAAUGGCAUCGCCUUACGACUCCAUGAAACCUCUGUUUCCGCUGCUGAUGAAAAUUUGGAUGGAAGCAAGAAUCAUAGCCAGUCCAAGCUAGACACAUUAGGUAAGGCAACCAACCAUUCAAGCCUAGGAGACGACGAAGACUUCUCCGAUUCACCAAAAGCAAGGAAAAAGUACAAGGAUGUAGCCGAUGCCGCUCAAGCAGCCUUUGAGUCGGCUGCACAUGCAGCAGCAGCGGCAAGAGCAGCCAUGGAGCUCUCCCGGUCUGAUUUCCAUGAUCCUGAUGAUCACAACAGUCUUGAUAGUCAAAGAAAAAGAGUGUUUGACACUCAUGAACCUAGUGGUUCUAAAGGUAAAGAACCUCAUCAAGGCAGCCAAGCAGAGGAGUCGAACCAGGGCACGAUGACCUCGGAAAUCAAGAUCUCGAGUCCUUCGAGUAAAGAAUCAUCAGAAGGAAACCUGGACAUGAGAACAAUGUCCUUGGAUGAAGUGGACCCAAUCAAGCUAUUGGAAAAGGAAGUAGUUAUCCAUUACAGUGAUGAUGAUAUCCAUGAUUUCUAUGAUCCCAGUUUUGAUAUGAACACAAGAGAGUUCAAAGGCAAGGACGACGAGCACUCUGAAAAUACCGGACCGAUGUUUCAGAACUCUUCUGAUAAUCAAGUCCCCACAACCCUUCAUGCUGGCCUGAAGCAUGAGACGGGACCUGAAAACCCCUCGGAAAAUGCCAUUCGAAGUUCCGAGACGAAAGGUAACGACACUUCACUAUAAACAAGGGUCCAUUUUCUGUGAGGACAAGACAAUUGCGUGGAUACUGAGGAGCAUCACCAUACUAAAUUCAUUCUCAAGUUCUGGCGAGUAGCAUUAUAAGUUUGUUUUUUCAUUCUUCAUCAUUUUGUUAAUUUCCAUGAGAUGUAAACUUUUUUUUUGAAUGAUUGUUGAAACAUAUUGAGAAACAAAACAUUUCAAAGUACUAAAAUAAGAACAACAACAACAAUUCAGCACAGUUAGGUUUCCUGCUAAAACCAACAACAAUUCUCAAAUUCAGUUGAUUAAACAAAUCCAUCAGCACUGCAAAU